Lacerta agilis (Sand lizard) is the source of this 4111-nucleotide messenger RNA. It is a transcript of the gene ITGAV, whose product is annotated as integrin subunit alpha V. Gene Ontology annotation, biological process: cell-cell adhesion; cell-matrix adhesion; angiogenesis. The record is from RefSeq and is a predicted model, not a curated record. Lineage: Eukaryota; Metazoa; Chordata; Lepidosauria; Squamata; Lacertidae. Gene Ontology annotation, molecular function: integrin binding. Bases 104 to 3226 code for a protein of 1040 amino acids. The transcript is spliced from 30 exons. Gene Ontology annotation, cellular component: external side of plasma membrane; integrin complex.
AGUUGGGGUGCCAGCAAAGAAAAUUAAAAUAAAAUCCCAAGGGGGGGGAGCUUGGAAGGACCCGUCUCUACAGGGCAUCUGCUGGGCAUCGCUUUUGCUGGCCAUGGCUGGGCUCUGGUUGUUUUUGCUCGUGGGCCGCCUACUGGCGCCGGGCAGCGCCUUCAACCUGGACGUGGAGAGCCCGACUGUUUACUCCGGUUCCGAGGGGAGUUACUUCGGCUUCGCGGUGGAUUUCUUCGCCCCGGAUGGCUCCUCGAUGUUUCUCCUUGUGGGUGCUCCAAAGGCAAACACAACUCAACCAGGGAUUGUGCAAGGAGGCCAGGUGCUCAAGUGUAACUGGAACCCCAACAGAAGAAACUGCCAGCCGAUUGUAUUUGACGCCACAGGCAACAGAGAUUUUGCGAAAAACGAUCCUCUGGAAUUCAAGUCCCAUCAAUGGUUUGGCGCAUCGGUGAGAUCUAAAGAUGACAAAAUUUUGGCAUGCGCCCCAUUGUACCACUGGAGAACAGAACAGAAAGCAGAGAGGGAACCUGUGGGAACAUGUUAUCUUCACGACGGGUCCAGAGCUUUUGAAUACGCUCCCUGCAGGUCAACAAGCAUUGACGCUGAAGGACAGGGCUUUUGUCAAGGUGGAUUCAGCAUUGACUUUACUCAGGGAGAUAGAGUACUUCUUGGAGGACCUGGAAGUUUUUACUGGCAAGGCCAGCUCAUUUCUGAUAAAGUGGCUGAGAUUGUGUCAAAAUACAACCCUAAAGUCUACACUACCAAGUAUGACAGCCAGUUAGCAACGCGGUCGGCCAAUGCUGCUUUCGACGACAGCUACUUGGGUUAUUCAGUAGCUGUGGGAGAUUUCAGCCAUGAUGGCAUAGAAGAUUUUGUCUCUGGGGUCCCAAGAGCAGCAAGAACUUUGGGCAUGGUGUCUAUUUAUAAUGGAGACACCAUGGCGUCCAUGUAUAACUUUACUGGAGAGCAGAUGGCUGCAUAUUUUGGAUAUUCUGUAGCUGCCACAGAUAUCAAUGGGGAUGAUUACGCAGAUCUACUCAUAGGAGCCCCACUCUUUAUGGAUCGUGGUUCUGACGGCAAACUUCUUGAAGUGGGACAGGUUUCCGUUUAUCUCCAACAAGCAUCUGGAGGCUUUCAGAGUCAGGCCAUGAAGCUGAAUGGCUUCGAGGUUUUUGCAAGGUUCAGCAGUUCAAUCGCACCUUUGGGAGAUCUCGAUCAGGACGGCUUCAAUGACAUUGCAGUUGCUGCCCCUUAUGGUGGAGAAGACAAGAAAGGGCUGGUUUACAUCUACAAUGGGAGAGCUACAGGUUUGAACGGGAUGCCAUCUCAGGUCCUUGAAGGACAAUGGGCCUCUGAGACAAUGCCACCAAGCUUUGGAUACUCACUGAAAGGAGCUACCGACGUGGACAAAAAUGGCUACCCAGACUUGAUUGUAGGUGCUUUUGGUGCUGACAAAGUUGCCUUAUACAGGGCACGACCAGUCAUUACAGUAAAUGCUGGACUAGAGGUCACCCCAACCAUUCUAAAUCCGGAAGACAAAUCCUGUGAACUGAAUGAAAAUGGCCAGAAGGUUUCGUGUUUUAAAGUAAAGUUCUGCUUGAAAGCGGAUGGCAAAGGAAGUCUUCCCAGGGACCUCACUUUCCAUGUGGAGCUGCUGUUGGACAAACUGAAGCAAAAAGGUGCCAUCAGGAGGGCGCUGUUUCUCCACAACAGGCAACCAGUCCACUCGAAGAACAUGACCGUCCCCAAAGGGGGUCGAAUGAGCUGUGAAGAACUUCAGGCAUUUUUAAGGGACGACUCCGAAUUUAGAGACAAGCUUACUCCAAUCACCAUAUUCAUGGAAUAUCAGCUAGAUUACAAAACGGCUAUGGACUCUACUGGCUUGCAGCCCAUCCUCAACCAGUUCACUCCUGCAAACGUUAGCAGACAGGCUCAUAUUCUUCUGGACUGUGGCGAGGACAAUGUCUGUCGUCCGGACUUGCAAGUGGCUGUGCACAGUGAUCAGAAGCAGAUCUAUAUUGGGGAUGAGAAUCCUUUAACCCUAGUCGUCAAUGCCGAGAACCUAGGAGAGGGAGCCUAUGAAGCUGAACUCUUUGUUACCGUCCCACCUCAAGCAGACUUCAUUGGCAUAGUUCGCAACAAGGAGGAUUUGGCGAGGCUUUCAUGCGCAUUUAAAACUGAGAAUAAAACCCGGCUCGUUGUCUGCGACCUUGGGAAUCCAAUGAAAGCAGAAACAAAACUUUCAGCCGGCCUUCAUUUUAGUGUUCAUCAGGAAUCUGAGAUGGACACCUUUGUGAAGUUUGAUCUACAGAUUCGUAGCUCUAACAUGUACAACAACCUAAGCCCCGUGACAUCUUAUCAGGUGGACCUGGCCAUCUCAGCAGUUGUCGAAAUCAGAGGGGUUUCUUCUCCGGAUCAUCUUUUUCUCCCAAUUCCUAAUUGGCAACCCAAGGAGAAUCCAGAAACGGAGGAUGACAUCGGGCCUCUGGUUCAACACAUCUACGAGCUCAGAAACAAUGGUCCGAGUGCUGUCAGCAAAGUGAUGCUCAAUCUUCAGUGGCCUUACAAGUAUAACAACAACACCCUGUUGUAUAUUAUGGAAUAUGAAAUUGAAGGCCCCAUGAACUGCACUUCCGAUAUGGAAAUUAACCCGCUAAAAAUUAAGAUGUCAACGCCUCACCAAGAUGAAAAGAAUGAAACAACGAAUGGAGGAGAUAGCCGCAGUCACAAUGUCAACCGGAGGGACCUAAGCGCAGCUGAGGGAGAUGUACAAACUUUGGGCUGUGGAACUGCAGAAUGUUUAAAGAUAUUCUGCCAAGUGGGUCGCCUAGAGAGGGAGAAGACGGCAAUUCUGUAUUUAAAAUCUCGCCUUUGGACUCAGACCUUCAUGAACAAAGAAAACCAGAACCACUCCUAUUCUCUCAAAUCAUCCGCUUCCUUCAGCGUUAUCGAGUUCCCUUACAAGAAUCUUUCCUUUCCCGAAGAUGUCCACAAUUCUACAAUAGUUACCACGAAUAUCCUGUGGGGUAUUCAGCCAGCACCCAUGACCGUGCAAGUCUGGGUAAUCAUACUAGCCGUCUUAGCAGGAUUAUUACUUCUGGCACUUCUAGUCUUUAUAAUGUACAGGGUGGGUUUCUUCAAGCGUGUGCGGCCACCUCAGGAAGAACAAGAAAGGGAACAGCUGCAACCACAUGAAAAUGGAGAAGGGACAUCAGACGCCUAAGCAGUGUUUUAGCUGUGUCAUUUACCAAAAGGUUCAGAAUGGUCAACACCUUCCUUUUUAAAAAAUAUGUGUAUUUUUUCUGCCUUGAGGGACAGACAGACUGUCUAGAAUUGCAUUGCAGGUGUCUUCUGGCAUUUACAGUAGUCAGAGGUUAACUGCAAAAUGAGAGCAAUAUAUGUUAGCCUCCCUCCUAUUUAAUCCUGUUCACAUACGUGACUAAUACAUGUGCACUGAUGAGCAUAUUUUUAGUGCCACAGCCUUGCUUAUCCAGCUCCAGAAGGCUAAAGACAUAAAAUGUGUUGAUUGGUACAAUUUGAACUGCUGACAAGAGUUUGAAGACCUGCAGCCACUACAUCCGUUUAAUGAACUUUGUGUACACUAAUUGAAGACUGUCUGGGUUGGACCAUUCCACGGUACUCACCAAUCCUCAGAAGUACUUCACUUGCCACUACAUUUUCAAACCAGAAACAUCUAAAUCGACAAAACGUACAGUGUUCUGCUCCAGUUAUGUGAUCUUCCGUGAGUUCGCCAUAGAAGACAACUGUACUGUAGUAUGGUACCAAUUUCAGGAAUCGCUGUCCACUUCAUAGAUGCAAAAGAUUUAUUUCUGUUUCCUAAUAUUUAUGAGAGAUCAUCAGCCUUUUUCUAGACACUAAUAUACCCAUGCUCUGGGAAAUGAUUGAUUUGUGCACCAGACUUCUGAUAACUUUUCUAGCCUUUCGUAACUUUUCCGCCCUUCAGAAAAUUCAAAGCCUAUACAAGGAAAUGGAAAUUCUCCAUUCACAAUACAUUAUAAAAAUAAUUAAGAAUAUCUGCUUGACCUUACUAUGCAUAAUUUUACUUUUGCUUUCAAAAUGCAAGUUUUGAAACAAAAGGGGAAUUAUU